This is a messenger RNA of Pseudovirgaria hyperparasitica, 2823 nucleotides long. RefSeq names its product putative C-1-tetrahydrofolate synthase mitochondrial precursor. Gene Ontology annotation, molecular function: methylenetetrahydrofolate dehydrogenase (NADP+) activity; formate-tetrahydrofolate ligase activity; methenyltetrahydrofolate cyclohydrolase activity. The transcript has 3 exons. Gene Ontology annotation, biological process: tetrahydrofolate interconversion. Bases 1 to 2823 code for a protein of 940 amino acids. The record is from RefSeq and is a predicted model, not a curated record. Lineage: Eukaryota; Fungi; Ascomycota; Dothideomycetes; Acrospermales; Acrospermaceae. Gene Ontology annotation, cellular component: cytosol.
AUGGCUGCAACCAAGAUUGAUGGCACCGCCAUAGCAAAGAGCAUUAGAGAGCGCAUCGGCGAAGAUAUCAAGACAAAGCAAUCCCAAAACCCCCGCUUCAAGCCUGGCCUGACAAUUAUACAAGUGGGCGAUCGCUCUGACUCAAGCACCUAUGUGCGCAUGAAAUUGAAGGCUGCUGAGGAGGCAAACAUUAAAUGCAAGCUUGACAAGUACGACAUCACAAUCUCCGAGGCAGAGCUUCUUCAGGAAAUCGAAAGCCUCAACAACGAUCCUAAUGUUCACGGCAUCCUCGUGCAGUUGCCAUUGCCGGACCACAUCAACGAACAUGCCGUCACUUCCUCAGUACUGGAUGAGAAAGAUGUAGAUGGUUUCGGCGUAACAAACAUUGGCGAGCUUGCGAAGAAGGGCGGGCAUCCGCUGUUCACACCCUGCACACCCAAGGGAGUGAUGGUUCUCCUAAAAGAGGCAGGCGUGGACGUUGCUGGAAAGAAUGCUGUCGUACUUGGACGCAGCGACAUCGUCGGAAGUCCUGUCAGUUUCCUUUUGAGGAAUGCCGAUGCUACGGUCACCGUAUGCCACUCGAAGACAAAAGACCUGGAAGCAGUAAUUGAGCAGGCUGACAUUCUUGUGGCUGCUAUUGGGAAACCACAAUUCGUAAAGGGCUCGUGGUUGAAGCCUGGUGCCGUAGUCAUUGAUGUCGGUACGAACUACAUACCUGACGAGACCAAGAAGUCAGGACAGCGACUUGUUGGAGAUGUAGAUUUCGAUUCUGCAGUCGAUGUGGCCUCGCAGAUCACCCCAGUUCCUGGUGGUGUUGGUCCCAUGACGGUUGCAAUGCUUCUCCAAAAUGUUGUGGACUCAGCCACUGCUACUUUCGAUCGUGAGAAAGCCCGCCAUAUCAACCCAAUCCCGUUAAAACUGCAAACCCCGGUACCAUCUGACAUCGCUGUCUCUCGAGCACAACGACCCAACUUGGUGUCUCAUAUCGCUAAGGAUCUCGGAAUUCUGAACCACGAGCUGGAAGCAUACGGCGCGUACAAGGCCAAAGUCGAUCUCAGUGUGUUGAAACGGCUGGAACAUCGCCGCAAUGGCCGUUAUAUUCUCGUAGCCGGAAUUACUCCCACACCACUUGGAGAGGGCAAGUCGACAACAACCAUUGGUCUCACUCAAGCGCUGUCAGCCCACUUGAACAGAAUUUCGUUCGCGAACGUGAGACAGCCCAGUCAAGGGCCGACGUUUGGCAUCAAGGGUGGUGCUGCCGGAGGUGGCUUCAGUCAGGUCAUUCCAAUGGAUGAGUUCAAUCUUCAUUUGACUGGCGACAUACAUGCCAUCACUGCAGCCAACAAUUUGCUAGCGGCGGCGAUUGAGACUAGAAUGUUCCAUGAGAACACUCAAAGCGACAAAGCUCUGUACAGCCGUCUAGUCCCAACAAAGAAGGGAAAGAGAGAGUUCGUCCCAGUCAUGUUUCGCAGACUGAAGAAACUUGGCAUCGAGAAGACCGAUCCGAACGAACUCACAGAAGAAGAGGUCAACAAAUUCGCAAGACUAGAUAUUGACCCGGAAACCAUUACCUGGAAGCGCGUUCUUGACGUUAAUGAUAGGCACCUGCGCUCAAUCACCAUUGGCCAGGCACCUACGGAGAAAGGCAACACCAGACAGACAAGCUUCGACAUAUCAGUUGCGAGUGAAUGCAUGGCCAUUCUCGCUCUUAGCAAUGAUCUAAAGGACAUGCGCGAGCGAUUAGGCCGCAUGGUAGUUGCUAGCUCAAAGAGAGGUGACCCAGUUACCUGUGACGAUAUUGGCGCUGGCGGAGCGUUGACCGCAUUGAUGAAGGAUGCUAUCAAGCCCAACCUCAUGCAGACGCUUGAAGGCACCCCAGUAUUUGUUCACGCUGGGCCUUUCGCGAACAUCAGUAUCGGAGCAUCAUCGUCGAUUGCUGAUAAAAUGGCUCUGAAACUUGCUGGAACUGAGCAAGACGAGGAUCAUAAUGCUCGUACUGGAUUCGUCGUGACAGAAGCAGGCUUUGAUUUUACCAUGGGUGGUGAACGGUUCUUCAACAUCAAGUGCCGCUCUUCCGGUCUGGUCCCAGACACUGUUGUUAUUGUCGCAACAGUCCGCGCGCUCAAGGUACAUGGAGGCGGCCCACCAAUCAAACCAGGCGCCCAACUGGCUGAGGUCUACCGCACUGAAAAUAUCGAGACCUUAAGAGCCGGAUGUAUCAAUCUGAAGAAACAUAUCUCCAACGCUCGUCAAUUUGGGGUUCCAGUCGUCGUUGCUAUCAAUCGGUUCGAGACUGAUACGGAUGCCGAAUUAGCCGUCAUUAAGGAGGAAUCUAUAGCUGCCGGCGCCGUAGAUGCUGUUCCAGCAAACCACUGGGCUGAGGGUGGCGCUGGUGCAGUCGAUCUCGCCAAGGCUGUGAUCAAAUCCAGUGAACUGCCCAAGCCCGAUUUCAAGCUCCUCUACGACCUGGACGGCACCGUGCAGGAGCGUAUCGAGAAAAUCGGCAAGGUCAUGUACGGAGCGGCAGCGGUAGAAUUCAGCGAAUUGGCCCAGAAGAAGGUGGAUACGUACGUGAAGCAAGGCCUAGGAAACCUCCCAAUCUGCAUUGCGAAGACACAAUACUCAUUGUCGCACGAUCCUGACCUGAAAGGCGCCCCAGAAGGGUUCACGAUCCCUAUUCGGGAUGUGAAGAUGGCGGCUGGUGCAGGCUAUCUAUUUGCUCUAGCCGCUGAUAUUCAGACCAUUCCAGGUCUUCCGACAGCACCAGGAUAUCUCAACAUUGAUGUCGAUACCGAAACCGGAGAGAUUGAUGGGAUGUUCUAA